AUGGCGAAGACAUCUGUAGUUCAAGACUACAAACAUCCACAACCUGGAACAACAUCCACUUUCACUGUCGAUGAGAAGAUUCGGAGGGAGAUCUGGAACAAUGGAAUCAAAAAGCCAAAGGGAUACACCGUAUCUUACCAUGCCAACCCUGAAAUGGAACAGAUGCAUUUUGGGCAGAAGCACCCGAUGAAGCCAUGGCGACUGACCUUGACAAACAAGAUUGUCAUGGCUUAUGGCAUGCAUGAAGCAAUGGACAUCUACAUACCUAGGGCGGCUUCAAGCCAAGAAUUGAAAGAUUUUCACCGCGGAGAUUACAUUGACUUCUUGCAAAGAGUCACUCCGUCAGACAACACAUGGGAUCCCGACAGCCAGACAUAUGCUUAUAAUACCGGUGACGACUGCCCGAUCUUCGACGGUCUCUACAACUACUGCUCGCUUUAUGCAGGAGCCUCUCUUGAUGCAGCCCGCAAGCUCACAAACCACCAGUCCAACAUUGCGAUCAACUGGUCAGGAGGGCUGCACCAUGCCAAGAAGAAUGAAGCUUCUGGAUUUUGCUACAUCAACGACAUUGUCCUCGCUAUCCUUCAGCUACUUCUUCAUCACCCUCGAGUCCUCUACAUCGACAUCGAUGUCCACCAUGGCGAUGGCGUCGAACAAGCCUUCUGGUCCACAGACCGCGUCAUGACACUAUCAUUCCAUAAGUACAACAGAGCCGAGUUCUUCCCCGGUACCGGUGCCCUAGACGACACUGGCCCUAUCAACAAUGCGAGUGCUGGCGCCCACCAUUCCCUCAACGUGCCCCUUCAUGAUGGCAUCGAGGAUGCGCAAUAUAUCAAACUUUUCGAAGACGUAGUGAAGCCUUGUGUGCGCCAGUACAAGCCUACAGCGAUUGUCCUUCAAUGUGGCGCCGACUCACUCGGUGGAGACCGACUUGGCUGCUUCAACGUCAACAUCAAGGCACAUGGUGCAUGUGUAGCUUUCGUCAAAAAAUUCAAUUUGCCUCUGCUUGUACUUGGCGGCGGAGGGUACACACCACGGAAUGUGGCCAAAGCAUGGGCUUAUGAGACUAGCUUGUGCAUUGGUGCGGAGGUGCAUCCGAAUCUUCCGGCUCACACUCCAUUCUUAGAACACUUCGGCAACGAGAAGACCCUUUUUCCCAAAUUAGACUUCACGCGGUACGAGAACAAGAACAGCAGGGUGUACUUGGAAAGCGUAGUGAUGGGGAUAAUGGAACAAUUACGGUACCUUCAGGGAGCGCCGAGUGUACAGAUGCAGCACAUACCGCCAGAUUUGGGCGGGUUGAGGGACGAAUUGGAAAGGGAAGUCUUUGAAGAGAUGGAAGAGAGGGAGCGGUCUAGACGAAAGAAAGAAAGAAGAGGAUGA
Letharia columbiana is the source of this 1383-nucleotide messenger RNA. RefSeq lists its product as uncharacterized. NCBI's taxonomy places the organism in Eukaryota, Fungi, Ascomycota, Lecanoromycetes, Lecanorales, Parmeliaceae. The transcript has 2 exons. Gene Ontology annotation, molecular function: histone deacetylase activity. Bases 1 to 1383 code for a protein of 460 amino acids. The record is from RefSeq and is a predicted model, not a curated record.